AUGGCCUCUGAGAAUUAUUUUUCGGAAUGGGAACAAAUAUGUUUAGAAUUUUUUAGCAAUAACGAUAAAGAUGCUGAAGCAGUAGUUGGGCUUGUAGAAUUUGCAACAUGUUCUAAUAGAGAAGUCACCGUCAACAUCGAUUCUAUCGAUAAAAAUUUGAGAAAGGAAAAAAUUGAAGAAUUACUAGCAAAAAUUGGCUUUGAUAAUGGAGUAAUGCUUCAUCCUCAAGAGUUUGAUAAAUAUCUUGAAACUAAACGAAAAGUUCGAUCCGAAUUUCACCGAAAGAAAGCCAUCGAACUUUUCAAAGAAUUAGAUAAACUGUUACAUUCAAAACCUGCUAAAUACACACCACUUCACCGGCUUUCAGAACUUGAAACUUAUCUUACACAAUAUAAGACGUCAGUUGGAGCUCUUCCGUUUAUAAAGGGAUUAUUGCAUGUUUUUAAACUUCAAUUGCACCAAUCUACACUUGCUUCAUGGACAUUUUUAGAUAAUACUUUAACCCAAAACGGGAUCGACUUUAUGAGGGCUACAGUUAAUUUGUUAGUCAAUGUAUUAGGGUUUGUGCAUACGGUUCAAGAAGCCGACGAAAGUGGGGAACAAGGUAGUCUUCGUACGUGGUAUAUUGAUAAUACAUUAAGUGAUUCCGAAAUUUUAACACUUAUCAAGAAAUUCCCAAAAGAAACAUACCUUAGUAACGUUAGAGCAACAGGCUUAAUAGAGCUAUCUUCUCAACAACGUUCCCCAAAUUUAAUUAAAACUUCAAAAGGAAACAUUUACGAAAAGUUUUUCAUUCAACCGGGUCGCGAACCUGACGUUUACGAUUUAGAUCAGAUGGGCAAGGAACUUCAAACAAUUAUACAUGAUACACAAGACAACGAAAAUUGGGUUCACAAUUUUCUAAAUCAACCUAAUUUGAUAAAUGAUGAUCCUUUAAGUCAUAAUGUAGCUUUUGAAAAGAUUUUUAAUGAUGCUAAUGUUCAAGAUAAAUCAUGGGCAAAUGAAUUUCAGCAACAAAAUGAUGAUGAAUCAAAUAAAAUUGUUGAACAAAAAUCACCCGUAUCCAACGGCGACUGGGCAUCCGAAUUUAGUACAAAUACUUCUGAAGGAGAUGUUAAAGAUUUGGGAGAACUGCAAAGAGAUUAUGAUAGAUUACAUUACGGAUAA
This is a messenger RNA of Racocetra fulgida, 1167 nucleotides long. The record is from the annotation of a GenBank genome assembly. NCBI's taxonomy places the organism in Eukaryota, Fungi, Glomeromycota, Glomeromycetes, Diversisporales, Gigasporaceae.